This is a messenger RNA of Aedes albopictus (Asian tiger mosquito), 1356 nucleotides long. RefSeq lists its product as uncharacterized. The record is from RefSeq and is a predicted model, not a curated record. NCBI's taxonomy places the organism in Eukaryota, Metazoa, Arthropoda, Insecta, Diptera, Culicidae. Bases 99 to 1214 code for a protein of 371 amino acids. The transcript has 2 exons.
UCGAUAAAGAUAGCUUCGUCGAUGCAGUAAAGGUGGUCCUAGAAUCAACUUUUUUCGUCUACCAAGCCAACGUUUACGCGCAAACGUUUGGCGUUCCAAUGGGAUCACCACUAUCCCCGGUGAUUGCAAAUAUCGUCAUGGAAAAGUUGGAACAGGAGUGCAUGGUGAAACUGGAGGAGAAGCAAAUACGCAUGAGAGUAUACAAGCGUUAUGUGGACGACUGCUUUUGCGUAGCCAGAAAAGACCAAAUUCAAACGAUCGUGGAAGUAUUCAACGAGUUUCACGAACGUUUGCAAUUCACGGUGGAAGAAGAAGUUGAUGCGAAAAUCAAAUUUCUCGACAUGAUGUUGGAACGAGAAAAUAAUAAAAUAACAACAUCCUGGCUUCCCAAACAAGCCAACGGAAGAUAUUUGGAUUUCACAUCCAAAAGUCCGUUCCAGCACAAGCAAAACACCGCGAUCGCGCUAAUAGAUCGCGCAAUAAAAUUGUCGUGCGGCGAGAAACGAGAAGAAGCUCUGAACCAAGCCACGCGGAUCCUGGCGAAGAACAAUUACCCAACGUGGUUCGUGCACAGGGUGAGAAAACAACGCGUCCACAAGCAUUACAACUCACUGGACGCGGAAACCGGACCAGAUCAACACGCAAAGUAUGUGUCUGCUCCCUAUGUACCAUGCUUGAGCGAAAAAUUAAGGAAAAUACUGCGGCGCAAUGACGUGGUAUUAGCGUCCAGACCCCAAAACAAAAUAAAACACAAAAUCUUUAGCAAGAUGAAGGACCCAAUACCACCAGGGAAGCAGAGAAAUGUGGUGUAUUCCAUACCAUGCGGCGCGAACGACGGGAAGGUAUACGUGGGCCAGACGAAACGAAUGCUGGAGGUGAGGAUGGCCGAGCACAAAAACGACUGCAAAAAACGGAAUCCGAAAUCUGGCUUAGCUGUGCACAAUAUGGAAGAAGGGCAUUCGUUCGACUUCGAGAAAACAGCAGUGCUAGAACGCAUUGAGGACCCGGAGACCAGGAUUAUCGCAGAGGUAUUCCACAUUAAAAAGAUGGGAGAAAAACAAACGGUCAAUCUACAACGUGAGUGUGGCAACUUUAAUUCCACAUACAAUGGACUAUUGACCCGACUACCUGCACGAUCCAAUACACGAAUGGGAAGACGACCGAACACAAACGAUGACGAAGCUAAUGACGAAACGGGCGAUGUUGAACGUUGAUAAGGAUGCGGGAAAAAAGGGGAGUUAAUUUAGUUUAAUUUUGACCAGCCAAGCUGUUCGGUCUGGAUCAGCAUGUUGUAAGUGCGUCUGAUGAUGGCUGAAGCGUAGUAAGCCGAAACGCGUUACGCACAAGAAAUACAUG